This is a messenger RNA of Sus scrofa (pig), 1621 nucleotides long. RefSeq names its product olfactory receptor 10C1-like. Gene Ontology annotation, biological process: G protein-coupled receptor signaling pathway. The record is from RefSeq and is a predicted model, not a curated record. Gene Ontology annotation, molecular function: G protein-coupled receptor activity; olfactory receptor activity. Gene Ontology annotation, cellular component: membrane. NCBI's taxonomy places the organism in Eukaryota, Metazoa, Chordata, Mammalia, Artiodactyla, Suidae.
GGAGGGUAGGAGAGACAGAGAAAAUGGGAUGACAGAUGCAGAGGUCUGAGUGAGGCAAUUUCUGCCUUUGAAGGUGGAGGAAGGAACCAGGAAUAAAGGAAUUUGUAGGUCUCGAAAAGCUGGGAAAGACAAGGAAGUGGUCUUUCUCGCAGAACCUCCUCUAGAAGGAAUGGUACCCUGCCAACGUCUGUGAAACAGCUUUUCAGAUUUCUGACCACCUGAACUGUAAGGUCUGUUGUUGCAUUAUUCUCAUGCCCCGCUCCUCCAGCACCCUCUGCUGUUCAGGCGCUUUUUCAAAGACCAAACAUGACCAAUCUCACGGCUGUACCUGUCUUUGUCCUCCGGGGAUUCGCAGAGAUCCCUGAAAUACAGCUGCUCAGCACUGCCGCCUUCCUUCUGGUGUACCUGGCUGCGAUUCUGGGGAACAUCUCCAUUGUGGCCGCUGUGAGCCUGGACGCCCGCCUGCACACACCCAUGUACUUCUUCCUCAAACACCUCUCCCUGGUGGAUAUCUGCUCCGUGUCCACCACCCUGCCCCGGGCCCUGGUGGCCACCCUGCUGGGCUCUGGGCAGAUUUCCCUCCCUGCAUGUGCAUCCCAGCUCUUCGCCUUUAUCUGCCUUGGGUCCACAGAGUGUUUUCUCAUCACCUGCAUGGCUUAUGACCGUUGUCUGGCCAUCUACCGGCCCCUGGUGUACAGGGCAGCCAUGAGCCCCCGGACCUGUGUGUCCCUGGUGGUGGUGGCCUGGGGCAGUGGGCUCCUCUACUCUGCCUUCCACACGGCCAACACCUUCUCCCUGCCCUUCUGUGGCCCCAACGUGAUUGACCACUUCUUCUGUGACAUCCUCCCCCUCAUGCGCCUCGCCUGUGCAGGCGCUCGUGCCCACGCGGCUGCGGGACUUGCAGCUAGUGGCUGUGUCAUCAUAAGCUGCUUUGGCCUCACCGUCCUGUCCUACGUCCGUAUCUUGGCCACCGUGAUUCAGAUCCGCUCAGUGGCUGGCCGCUGGAAGGCCUUCUCCACGUGUUCCUCCCACCUGGCCACGGUUCUCCUGUUUUACGGCACCGGCAGCUCUGCCUACAUGCAGACCCCUGCACGCUACUCUCCGCGGCAAGGCCGCCUGGCUGCCAUCUUCUACUCCAUCCUCACCCCCACCCUGAAUCCGCUGAUCUACAGCCUGAGGAACAAGGACAUGAAGGGAUCCCUGCGGAAGCUCUGUCUUCAGGGCCAUCUUAGGGUGUGGAAGGGACCCAGAAAUCCAGCCUCACAGGGUUUUCCUUGUGGUCCUGGCAGGAGUGUUCCCAUCUCCAGACACCAUGAGGACCACACACAGUAACCCCCAAAUUUGGCCACAAAGUUGGAUGAUGUUUGGUGCAGGAGGCUCCAGCAUACCUCUGGAUAAAAUGGAGCUACUUUCAAAGUGCUUUUAGUUGAAGCAAAUGGAACUGUUUGUACGCAGGGGAAGAGAGGACGCCAGGGAGCAAAGCUGGACCUCAGUAUCUGUGUGGUUGCAUUCUCGGGUUCAACUAACUGUGGAGUGUGGAGUAUGGUUACAGCCCCUGGUUGGUUGAACGCUGGUGUGGAGGGAGGGCUGUGGAGCUUGAGCAGCCUGAGAUUUUUUUUUA